UGGUGGUAGUGCAGUUUUUAGUCGCACCCGCGCGUUGUGUCGUCGUACAACGAAAGCGUGCCGAGGAAGCUAACUUCGGAGUGUUUAAAGGCGGCAAGAACUUUCGUCGUUUUUAUUUUUUGUUUUUUAUUUUUUAUAUUGGAACAGGAAGCAAGGAUAUUUUCAAAUCUUCACCGAGGAUUUUCAACGACGUCGUUGUGCGGUCCCGAUAAAAGGAUAUCGUUGUUCUUUUUUUUUUCGCAAGUUUUGAUUGUUCGGCUUCGUUUGCUUCUUUGGAUUACUCUUUCUCUCUGUAAACUCAAUGUGCAAGUUUUUAUCGCGCUGAGAGUGUGACUAAAUUACGUGGCUCAGUUUAUCGAAGGUGUCUACCGAUGUUAUAAAUUCAGUUCUGGAAUUUAACUCCGCACGGAUUAUAAUCACGUGCAUACAUACCUGGUAUAAAAUACAGAGGAGAAAAAUAUAAGUGACGCAGGUUUUUCAAGCGUUCGAUCGAUCAUGAAGAAGAACAAGGAGGACUCGAAGGGGUGAUGAAGUGGAGGCGAGCUGUAUCGUGUUAUCGUUAAUUGUUUUAAAACGCGACGAAUCUCUUCUAUGCGUGGAACAAUUACAGUGUGUGUCGAAGUUCAGAUGCAUGAAAGAUAUUGAAAAUGAAAACAGAGUACAGUGAAAGAAGGCAAUGAAGCUUUAGUUCCGGUGAAUCAUCUCAUUUGCGGAAUAUCAUAGUCAAAUGAGAAACGGAAGUGGCGGGAUUAUUAGUGUAGUGUAUCAGUAGUAGCUGAAAAUCUCCCGUUUGGAGGAACCUCCCAAAUCUACCGACAUCUUAGCGAUAUCCUGUACAACUACGGUCCCAAUGUGCAGCAGGAAUUGCAGGACGCGUUCAUGCCUGGUAGUUCGUCAAACGAGCUCUGCUCCAAGAAAGAGGAAUAACACCUCGGGAAACAAGGAGGAGAGAAAAAAUACUCGCAAAGCAAACAAUCUUGUCCGGCUUCGCCACACCGAUCCUUAAUGUAUUUCAAAUCGCGAGUCAGGUAGUCGAAGCUGACGAUCUAGCUACUGCAGCGGAAUAAGGAGCCGGAAGAACUACUCCGAGUUACCACUUCCGCUUAAGGAAACCAGAAAGAGGAGACAGAGUAAGAUCGGGGAAACAAAUUGGAAUCUAAUCGAAGUCGGAUAUUGCAUCAUUCAGUAGUGUGCAGCCUUCGACGCAAUAAAAAGUAACAAAGAUGUAUGUUCGAUAUUACGAUACAGAUCUCGACGGAAAAUUGCGUUGUGAAAAAAGUGUGGUUUGAAUAAAAAUCGUGCUUAAUCAUAUUGUGGGAAUUACUAUCAUAUCUAUAUGUAUAGUAGUCCCCUGCAUUACAGCGUGUGCGAAGAAGACAGUGGAUAGUGAUAAUAAUAGCCGAAGUGUAAUGGUAUGACUAACGCGGGAUAAGGAGAAAAAUCUAUCAGAAUAAAUAUCAUUCACCGCUAACCGUGCGCAUUUAAAAACCGCGUAUAUAUGAUUCAAUACUGUGAUAAGUGGUGUUUGUUACGAUGGUUUCUACGUCAUUUGUGACCCUAGUUUUUCUAGUCUGUUUUCAAACAGUCCUGUUGUCGACGGUCAGCAAUUGUGCGAAAACCAUCAGCAUGUAUUGGAACACGACGAACUCUAUAUUCCGCAUAGACAACACGGAUCACAUAAUUGACGUGAACAAGAACAACGCGGCGUUCGAGUUCGAUCAGGUCAACAUAAUAUGUCCUGCUUAUCCACCCGGAACGUAUGACGAUGAUGCCGAGAAGUACAUCAUCUACAACGUGUCAAAAGAGGAGUACGAGACGUGUCGGAUAACGAAUCCGAAUCCGCGGAUAAUCGCGAUAUGCAACAAGCCCAACAGAACAAUGUACUUCACGAUAACGUUCAGGCCCUUUACGCCGCAGCCCGGAGGGCUCGAGUUCCACGCCGGCAAAGACUACUUCUUCAUCAGCACAUCGUCUAAGGAUGAUUUGCACAGACGCAUCGGAGGACGAUGCACAACCAACAACAUGAAGGUCGUAUUCAAGGUCUGCUGCGGAAACGAAGCCGACCAAUCCUCCUCUUCUUCGGCGCGCAACAACUCCGUCGCAGUGACAAGCAGCACCGUUUCGACCAGCAGCUCAUCCAGCACGGCCGGAGGUGCAGGACUCGUUCCUCCCCCACCCAGUGUGAUGAAGGGCGGCGAACGGUUCUACCCUGGAACCAACGUCUACCAUAAUCAUGACCACAAUCAGCCGCAGCCAACAAUCGUCCCCCCAACCCUCCAGGAAAACGUUCCCAACUCCCCUUACCCAGGGCAUCCCCACCCGCCCGAGCAGCCACAGCAGCCCACGCUUUACAACGGGCCACCGUCGUCCUCGCCACCGAAGACAACGUCGACGCAGAAGAAGAAGAACAAGGAGUAUUCAAACCAUCCGAACGAGGUUGUGAAGAACGAGGAGCUUACGUACAACGGUGCUUCUCGACAUUAUUCGGUAUCAUCUUCAAUAACCGGUAGCGUCGCGACGCUGGCGUCGCUGCUGCUGUCGUUAUACGCGCCCGUAAUAUAUAUACCGGCGAUACCGCUUCGGUGAAGAAGUGCAACAAGAGCAAGCGGAUCUGCGCGAAGAAGCUGCAUCGGGAAUUAGCGGUUUAUAUAGGAAAGCAAAAUGUGCGCCGCCCCUCUUACCUAUACUGUGAUUGUUUCGAUAAUUAAUUAAUUAAUUAAUUUAUGUAAAUACAUAUGUGUAUGUGUAUAACGCGUAUGUAUACAUAUACAUAUAUGCGAUCCGUUGCCGCGGGGAGACGCGCGGCGUGUAUAAAAGAAAAAAAAAACCCUACCGAAUUUGAAACGAAAAGUGGUCGAAGGAGAGCAAAGGGAAAAGAAAAAACGAGUGAAAAAAUUAAAGAAAGGUGAAUCGUUGUGACGAUAUUUAUGACGGGAUAAAAAGGAAGAGAGAAAUUACAACGACGGGGGACAAUUACCCUCCAUCCCAUGACGCACCCCCCCCCCCUCCCGCCCCCCUCGUUUACGGACACGAAACAAUCUAGAUUCCAGGCAACCAAGACGGCACGCGGCGAUGUGACAGAGAUAGGGAUAAAUAGAGAAGGGGAUAUAACGAAGAUGAGACACACACACACAGAGAGAUAAAGAGAGAGAGAGAGAGAGAGGGAGAAAGAAACCGUUUACACUGAUUAAAAUUAAUAUGGAGAUAAAGGACAACGAUGUAAUACAUAAAAUAACGGAGAAAAAAUGAAAGCCAUAUUACUAUUAAAUAAUAUUAUAUAUGUAUAUAUAUAUACAUAUACAUAUACGUAUAUGUACAUACACGCACAUGUUAUCAAUCGUAAUAUGUGUGCGCAGUAUAUAAACUAUAGAUAUGUAUACAUACACAUAUAUAGGUACCUAAUUAUUAUUAUUAUUACAAUUACUAUUAUUGUUAUUUUUAUUAUUAUCGAUAUCAUAGACUACUGAGAUUGUAGCCGUUUGUUGGUUGUCCUAUUAAUUAUACAUGAACCUUUACUAUAACAAAUCCGACGACCUUAGGUAUUUAUUGAAUAUUGAACAAAAAAAAAAAGAAAUACAUGCGUAUGGAUAUACAUGUGUGAUGUAUAUACGUAUUAUAUGUAUUUAUAUUUGAAGAAACAGAAAUGUGAAGAAGAAAAAAAAAAACAACAAAAAAAAAAAUUUACACUCAACCAAGCUAACAAAUAAAAUGAACGAAAAUUAUGUAUGUACAUUGAUUAGAAGAGAUAGGGAGGCCAGGAAUCUGCAUGAAAUAGAUUUCUCUGCUUUUCCGCGGUAAAACGAGAACGGUUUUUGUGUGUAUGACGAAUUAUUCUAUGUGUAUAAUGUAGGUAAAUAUGUAGAUAAAUAUUGCAUACAUGUAUAUACACAUAUAUUACACUAUUGUAUGUGUUAAUGUAGGGUUGGGACCCGUAUAUAUACAUAUAUACGCAGUGAUGUAUACCUAUAUGUAUCAUGUAUUAUAUAUUUGGACUUUCGUUAGAUCAACUCUCUCGGUUUCAUUUUACUGCGUAAUAGUUUUGCAGUUUCCUUGUAUUUUUUUUUUUUUUUUUUCACACAAUCGUUUUUCACCUCUCGGUCACAACGAAUCGAGUCCCGGUGCGGAUGGAAAUGAAAUAGAAAUAAAUCGGAAAAAAAACGAUACUGUAAUAAGCACGCGUGUAAAUAAACUCCCCCGACGAAUAUAUGUAUAUGUAUUCGCGAUGGCCAACAUGCGCGGUAAAAAACAUACAAAUAGAGUAACAAGAGUAAAACGGUGGAGAAAAGAGGCGAGAGGGUGAGGAGAGAGAAAUAAUUAUGGCCGCAACGUGAAAUGUUCCGCAAUCGGAACGGUGACAAUGAAAUAACUCGUAGUACGUGAUGUGUAAUUGAUUGUUACAUAUAUUGUCCGCAAGUUCUGUGCAACUAUAAUGCAUAAUAUACACUUUAUCUAAGAAAAAAACGACGAAAGUUACACGAAAGGAGUCUAGAGAGAAUUGACAAAACUGUCAACGAAUAAAAAAAAAAAAGAUUCUUUUAAGA
Neodiprion virginianus is the source of this 4541-nucleotide messenger RNA. It is a transcript of the gene Ephrin, whose product is annotated as ephrin-A5. Gene Ontology annotation, biological process: axon guidance; ephrin receptor signaling pathway. Lineage: Eukaryota; Metazoa; Arthropoda; Insecta; Hymenoptera; Diprionidae. The record is from RefSeq and is a predicted model, not a curated record. Gene Ontology annotation, cellular component: plasma membrane. Gene Ontology annotation, molecular function: ephrin receptor binding. The transcript has 5 exons. The coding region runs from base 1534 to 2586 and encodes 350 amino acids.